This is a messenger RNA of Caenorhabditis elegans, 1002 nucleotides long. It is a transcript of the gene srh-174, whose product is annotated as Serpentine Receptor, class H. Lineage: Eukaryota; Metazoa; Nematoda; Chromadorea; Rhabditida; Rhabditidae. The transcript is spliced from 4 exons. The record is from RefSeq and is marked reviewed. The coding region runs from base 1 to 1002 and encodes 333 amino acids.
AUGUGGCCGGACAGCAGAAGCUCACUUCCAUUAGACACAUACUACGCAGGAAUUCUUCAUAUUCUCACUUGCAUUGAAAUUCCACUCCACACUUUCGGAGCCUAUCUGAUAGUUGCGAAGACUCCGAAGAAAAUGAGAAUGGUGAAGGCUAGCAUGCUGAUGCUCCAUUUUUCUGGAGCAAUCGUGGAUUUUUAUCUGAGCUUCAUUUCAAUCCCAGUGCUCACUUUACCCGUUUGCUCUGGAUAUCCAUUGGGCUUCUCGCUAGUUUUAGGAAUUCCAACGUCUGUUCAAGUUUAUAUCGGAGUUUCAUGUAUGGGAGUAAUCGGCGUAACUAUUCUCGUAUUUUUUGAAAAUCGUUACUUUCAAUUAAUCAAUGGAAGUUCUGGCCGCAGAAGUUGGAAGCGAAAACUAUAUGUUCUGUGUAAUUACGCGUUUUCUGCAACUUUCAUAGCUCCAGCGUUUUUAGACAUUCCUAGUGAAGAACAAGGAAGAACGUACACUUUUGAAAAAAUCCCGAGCAUCCCUAUCGACGUGCCUUCUCGUCCUGGUUAUUUUGUCCUAUUAAUUGAUAACCCAACCUACAGUAUUUGUGUUAGUCUCUUAGUAAUUAUAGUUUGUCCACAAAUUGGUAUAGUCGUUUUGUUCAUCUUCCGUUUUAUCGUUAACACAAAAUCACAUUCUCGAGCCACACAGCGUUUACUUCUUCACUUCUUCAUAGCGAUGUGUAUUCAACUGUCUAUUCCAUUUUUGGUCAUCUUCUUGCCGGCUGCCUUUAUAGUGUACGCGAUUCAAUAUGAUUAUUAUAAUCAAGCAGCAAACAACUUGGCGAUGGCAACAAUGGCAUUCCAUGGGGUAUGUACUACACUGACCAUGAUCAUCGUGCAUACACCGUAUCGUAACGCUACUUUGAGCAUUUUACAUCUGAAAUCGGAGAAAUCGGCAAAAAUUGUGAAUGAUUCGAAUAUUGUGUGGAAAACUAACAAGGGACUACAGAUGACAUAA